GACGUGCGAUCUUGCCAGACAAUAGGAGCGCAGGUUUUAAAGGCCAGACAAAAAAUGUUCAUUAUUAUUGCAGCAAAUGUAACUGUAUAAUACGAGUGUACAAAAAUAUAAUGAGAGUUCAAUAUAGAAAUAAACAAAACCGCUGAAAGUCCAAGAAAUACGCACAUUAAUACGAAUAACUAGUAAACGUAGAGUGGAAGUGAAAAAUGCAUUAAUCGUGUCCACCAAGAAAGUCGAAGAACUUUGUACAUUUACAUUUUUUUUUUGCUGAUUACAACUAAGUACAUAGUAUACAAUGUUGCUGCUUUAUGCCAAAUAUGCAUUGGUUUUUUGGUUCCUCAUUGGCAGCAAUCAGGGCGAUAAGCAGUUAACGCGUCAAUUGUCCGAGGAUGCGACGUUGCUCGGAGUGGCCGCCUGCACAAAACGCUGUUUGGAGCACGAACAUCGGAAUAUUAUAUUGUCCCCAACUCUGCCACAACAACAAAAGCCGCAACAACAACAACAACAACAACAACAAAAUGACCAUUUUGAAAACUGCCUCAAAAUUUGUGAAGACAACAACGACAUGGUCUGGGUCAAUACAACAGUUCCCUCUUCGCGAAAGAUCCAAGAAAAUUUCCAACUCCAAAUGAUAUGCCGUACCGACUCCAGUCUAAUGUUUCGCAUUGAUUGGGUGGAGUACGGCUGGAGAAAUAUCUCGGUAUUGGAGGAUCCCCAAGCAGCACUGCGGGAGAAUUCGACUGAUGCCUUGUUCAUUGUCAAAGUGAUUCCUGCAAAUAUGAAUAUUGCAGACUCUAUCAUUUAUUUGUCGGAUGACAAGUUCAUCACAGUUGGCAAUCUGACAUAUAAAACAGCCUACAAUAUUACAGUUCUGGCCGUGCACGGAAAUGGCGAGUACUCCCUCAUAGCAAAUGAGGAAACGUUUGCCACUCUGCGUCGAAGCUACCAGCCCAGUAAAAUGGGUGAAAUGAAGCUGCGUCGAUUCGUCAAACAGAGUGCCGAGGAGAAACGUAUAGCGGCAGAAAUCGAGUGGCGGCAUUCAGCAGAACAUAAUUGUUUCUUUGAUAUCAUUUGUUAUUCAACUGACAGCCAUAGCAUGAGCUUGCCCACACCAGUGGAAAUUCGCGAUCCAUAUCAGUUAUAUCUGCAUACCAUUAAGGACAUUGAGCUGGGACGACAAUACAAUGUAGGCAUGCGUACUGUGAACCCAAAGAACUCAUUAGAAAGCGAUAUGGAUUGGAUUGUGUUUCGGGCACCCUCUUGCGUGGAUUGGUUCCACUUUAAUUACACAAUAUGUCCCCCAUUGAAGCCCACCAAUUUGACUGUGUUGCAGCAUCAUUACGAGCCAGACAACCUAUCCAUGAAUAUAAGCUGGACGCUGCCCCAAUAUCUGCCUGACAACUACACCCUGUACAUACUAGACUUGCAUGAGGGCAGAAAGAGUAAAUCCUUUCAAAUUUCAAAGGAGGCGUGUUUCUAUUACAUACCACAUAUCGAAAUACUUGGCGCUACUUUUGAGGUGCACUUGGUGGCUUACACGCAAGGCGGUAGUAAUGUUACGGAUAUAUUUCUCAAUAAAGUGCCACCAACUGUGUGGCCAGAAGUCCAUUCCAUAGAUUCCGACUACAAUAAGCUGGUACUGUUCCUCAUUGUGCCCCUUUUCUGCAUCAUUGGCUUGAGCACUUUCACGAUUUGGCAGCGCAAGGCCAAGUUGCGACGUUACCGUCAACGCUGCAAGUAUUUAGAGGCCAAGGAACUGAAAUCCAAUACAAGACCAACGACUAUUCAAGCGAGCGAUUUUCAUGUGACAAUCAUGGAUAACAGCACUUGCUUAGAUGCGCCCCAAGCAGACGAUAAUCUUGAGCUAGAAGAUGAGUUGGAGAUCGAUUCGCAGGAUGUGCUGCUGCAGGAUGUUCUGGGAGAGGGUGCCUUUGGGCUGGUGCGACGAGGAAUCUUCCAAAAACGCCAAGUGGCCGUCAAGCUAUUGAAAGACAAUCCCAGCGAGGAGGAUGUGCAGGCUUUUAAAUGCGAAAUUAAAGUGCUGAGAUCGGUGGGCAAACAUCCCAAUAUUGUGAGCAUUGUGGGCUAUUCGACCAAGUGUGCGAGCCGUAUGAUGUUAUUGAUUGAGUAUUGCGGGUUGGGAAAUUUACAGAACUUUUUGCGCGAGGAGUGGAAGCUUCGCCAGGAAGGUAAUGCACGCAGAAUGCAUGAUCGACACCCAUUUGGACAGACGAGAAAGGACGAUCUUGCAGCUCAGCAGGGCACACGCAUUGAGGAAAUGAACCACUCAAUGCACCUUCACCACACAUUGGAACUAAUUGAGGAGGAAAACGAAGACCUCACAACACAUGAUGUGACGACCAUUACAAAUACUGUUGAGACCUACUCGUUGACCGUGCCGAGAAGAGCCAGCCAUGCGGCGGACAACAAGUCAUAUGGCAUGCAAGAGGUCGGGAACGGCAAGAUAGUUCCAGAACCAGAAAUAGAGAAUAUUGGCACCACUGCACCAACGAGUGCAAUGUUAAGUAGAGAGCAUGCUGAGAGGUGCAGGUGUCGGGGAUCGGGCGCUAUGCGUAAAGAGAGCAGCCAAAAGUUUCAGACAAUUACGGUUGAAAACAAGGAAUAUUUCGAUACCGAACCGGUGCAAAUGGGUAUGGGCAGGAAACGAGAACCACUUACUUAUGCAGACCUAUUGGAUAUUGCACAGCAGGUGGCCGUUGGCAUGGAAUUUCUUGCUCAGAACAAGGUCGUUCAUCGCGACUUGGCGGCUCGUAACGUACUGAUCUCAAUGGACCGAACAAUCAAAAUAGCUGAUUUUGGUCUAAGUCGCGAUGUAUACCACGAGAAUGUCUAUCGGAAAUCCAGCGGCGGUAAGUUGCCCAUCAAAUGGCUGGCAUUGGAGUCGCUCACCCAUCAGGUUUAUACCAGUCAGAGCGAUGUCUGGUCCUUUGGAGUGCUGCUCUAUGAGAUAACAACAUUAGGUGGCAUGCCCUACCCAUCGGUGGCACCCAGCGACUUGCUGCAAUUACUGCGCCAGGGACAACGCAUGAAACGACCGGAGGGGUGCCCGGAUGAAAUGUUUGCCUUAAUGGAGAGCUGCUGGUGCUCCAUACCCGCCCAACGGCCCACCUUCACAGGCAUAAAGCAUCGCCUGACUGCCAUGAUAUUGGCCACUGGAGCGGUGCCGCAACGUCAGAAACAACAGCAACAACAGGAGGCCAAUAAACAACGAACUCUACAGCAAAUCAAAAUGCAACAGCAGGCGGGCGGCGACGAGGGUCACUAUUUGCAGCCACUGGAGUAGUAAACAGAUUCUUAGAUUCCACAAUAUUAUAUAUUUUUUUUAAGAUCCAUCGUUGUGUCUAUCUGGGAAAUGAAAAUGAUUUUCUUCAUUCGUUUUUAUUUGUUUGUACAUACGAGUAUUUGUAUCUGAUUUAAGUCUUAAAUUUAUAUAUAUACCAUAUAGUAUAUGUUUGUA
Molecule: messenger RNA, 3478 nt
Organism: Scaptodrosophila lebanonensis
Lineage: Eukaryota; Metazoa; Arthropoda; Insecta; Diptera; Drosophilidae
Gene: tor
Product: tyrosine-protein kinase receptor torso
Exons: 16
Coding region: 296-3304 (1002 amino acids)
Biological process (GO): multicellular organism development; positive regulation of kinase activity; cell surface receptor protein tyrosine kinase signaling pathway
Cellular component (GO): signaling receptor complex
Molecular function (GO): transmembrane receptor protein tyrosine kinase activity; ATP binding; protein binding
Source: RefSeq, a predicted model, not a curated record